UUGGCUGCAGCACCUUUCCGUUUCACCAUGGAUAUUUGGAGUAAAAGACUUCAAUUCUGGGGAAUUAUUGCACAGAUCACCCUGCUACUUUUCAGCUCGUACGGGUCAACUGGAGAAGAGGUGUGCGACAGUCCGCUGGUGUCCAAUCUCCUGCCGUCGUCCUUCAGAAGCUCCUCCCAGUUGUCCAACAGUCACGGGCCAGGCUUCGCAAAGCUCAACAGGAGAGAAGGAGCUGGAGGCUGGUCUCCUCUGAGCUCAGACAGCUUUCAGUGGCUGGAAGUUGACCUGGGUGGGCGGACCAAAAUUACUGCUGUGGCCACACAAGGCCGCUACGGCAGCUCUGAUUGGCUGACGGCCUACCUGCUGAUGUUCAGCGACACGGGACACAACUGGAAACAGUACCGGCAGGAAGACAGUAUAGGGGCUUUUCCAGGUAACAGCAACGCGGACAGCGUGGUCCAGCACACACUGCAGCAGCCGGUGGUCGCCCGCUACCUCCGCCUCAUCCCUCUGGACUGGAACCCCAACGGGCGGAUCGGACUCAGGCUGGAGACCUAUGGAUGUCCAUACAUCUCUGACGUGAUGAGCUUCGAUGGCGACAGCAGCCUUGUGUACAGGUUGAGUCCCAGGCCGAGGCAGAUGGCCAGAGAAACCAUCUCUCUGAAAUUUAAAACCCUAAGGAACUCUGGGAUACUGCUGCACGCAGAGGGACAGAGCGAACACAGCCUCACCCUGGAGUUAGUGAAAGGAAAGCUGCUCCUGCUCCUCCAACAAGGUAGGACCACCUCGCCUGAAAGCCAACGUCUCGUUUCCCUGGGCAGUCUGCUGGACGACCAACACUGGCACCAUGUAGCGGUGGAGCGUCACAGCUCUCACCUCAACCUCACCGUGGACAGAAGCACACAGUGGGUUCAGCUCCCAGCAAAGCUCACCCACUGGGACCUUCAGCAGCUGAGUGUGGGAGCGGGCCGGGGCCACAGCUCUCAGAGACCAGUCGUCUCAAACAGGAAUUUCCACGGCUGCCUGGAAAACCUGCUUUACAACGGCCUCACUCUGAUCGACCUGGCUAAACAGAAAGACCAGCGGGUUACUGUGGCGGGCAGUGUGACCUUUUCAUGUGCUGAGCCAGUUUCCAUUGCCAUGACGUUCACCAGCCCCAAGAGUUUCCUCUGGUUGCCAGGGGCAACAGAACCAUCAUCAGCGGGCGUGUCGGUGGGGCUCCAGUUUCGGACGUGGAACAAGGCGGGGCUGCUAUUGACCUUUGAGCUCCCAAAGCAGGGAGGUGUGGUCUGGCUGUACCUGAGUAAGAGCAGGCUCCAUCUGCACAUCCACAGGGCCGGCAGGGCUCUGCUGGAGCUUACCACAGGCUCAGCUCUGAAUGAUGGUCAGUGGCAUUCUGUGGAGCUGUACUCCAGACGGGGACGUCUGACCAUCUCUGUGGAUGGAGAUGAAGGAGCCACCGCUCAUGCCAGCCCCUCAUUUCCUGUUCCCAUGGGAAGUCACCUCUUCUUCGGUGGUUGCCUUGCAGAAGACAGCGGUCAGGAGUGCAGCAACCCCUUUAACGUUUUCCAGGGCUGCAUGCGUCUCCUGACUCUGGACAACCAGCCGGUGGACUUGAUCAUGGUGCAGCAGAGGCUGCUUGGAAACUACAGUGACUUGCAGAUCGACAUGUGCGGCAUCAUUGACAGAUGUUCUCCCAGUCGCUGUGAGCAUGGCAGCAGCUGCAGUCAGUCAUGGAGCACCUUCCACUGUAACUGUUCCAGCAGCGGCUACAGUGGAGCCACCUGUCACAGCUCGAUAUACGAGCAGUCCUGUGAGGCGUACAGACACAAAGGGAACACAUCAGGAUAUUAUUACAUUGAUGUGGAUGGCAGCGGACCCAUCAGACCCCAGAUGAUCUACUGCAACAUGACAGAGGCAAAGACGUGGAUGGUGAUCCAGCACAACAACACUGAGCUGACCAGAGUUCGAUCGUCCCAGGGAAAGAACCAGCACUCGGUCCACUUUGAAUACACAUCUGAAGAGGAGCAGUUAGUGGGCAUCAUCAGCCAAUCAGAACACUGUGAACAGGAGCUGGUUUACCACUGCAGGAGGUCCCGCCUCCUCAACACACCAGAGGGCUCACCACUCAGCUGGUGGGUGGGAGGUCCAGGUGCGGGGCGAGUCCAAACUUACUGGGGCGGGGCUCCACCGGGCAGCCAGCAGUGUGCCUGCGGCCUGCAGGAGAACUGCAUCGACCCAAAGCACUACUGCAACUGUGACGCCGACCACACCGAAUGGGCAAAUGACUCAGGCCUGCUGACCCAUAAGGAGACCCUCCCUGUCAGGUCUGUGGUGCUGGGUGAUGUCCAGAGGCCAGGGUCAGAGGGGGCCUACAGGGUGGGACCACUCCGUUGCUAUGGAGACAAGAACUUCUGGAAUGCAGCUUUUUUUGACAAGGAGACCUCGUACCUCCACUUCCCCACGUUCCACGGAGAGCUGAGUGCUGAUAUCUCCUUCCUGUUCAAAACCACAUCGUCCUCUGGCGUCUUCCUAGAAAACUUGGGCAUCAAAGAUUUCAUCCGGAUCGAACUCAGCUCCUCCACCGAGGUCCUCUUCUCCUUUGAUGUGGGCAAUGGGCCGCUGGAGGUCCGCGUGGAGGCCAGCAUCCCACUGAACGACAACAGGUGGCACCGAGUUCAUGCAGAGCGCAACGUCAAGGAGGCGUCGCUUCGCCUUGAUGAUCUCCCUGCUGCCACGCAGGAGGCUCCUGCUGAUGGACACAUCCAUCUGCAGCUGAACAGCCAAUUAUUCAUAGGAGGCACGGCGUCCAGGCAGAAGGGCUUCCGGGGCUGCAUUCGCUCUCUCCAGCUGAAUGGCCUCACCCUCGACUUGGAGGAGAGGGCGAAGAUCACCCCUGGGGUUCGACCUGGAUGUCCGGGUCACUGCAGCAGCUACGGCUCGCUCUGCCAGAACCAUGGCCGCUGUGUGGAGAGACCCAAGGGCUUCUCCUGCGACUGCAGCCUGUCAGCCUACACCGGAGCCUUCUGCAACAGAGAGGUUUCAGGCAGCUUCAAGUCAGGCACGUCGGUCAGCUACACCUUCAAAGAGCCCUACGAGCUGAACAGGAACAGCAGCACCCUGCCCUCCUCCAUCUACUCGGACAUGACGCUGAGAGCUGAAAACAUUUCCCUGAGCUUCAGGACCAGUCAGAGUCCGGCUCUGCUCCUCUACAUCAGCUCCUACUACAGAGAAUACCUGGCCGUGCUGGUCAACAGGCAUGACAAGCUGGAGGUGAGGUACAAGCUGGAUAGCAGCAGGGAGGCUGAGGUGCUGAGGAGCAGAGUGAGGAGCCUGGCCAACGGACAGCUACACACCGUCACCAUCAGCAGGCUGGCAGACACUGUCUCUGUCCAGAUUGACCAGAAUGCCAGAGAGCACUUCAACCUGACCUUUGAUGUGGAAUUCAAUGCCGUCAAGUCGCUGGUUUUGGGCAGAGUGCAUGACUCGGGUGAUUUGGAUCCAGAGCUGGCCAGGCCUGCUUCACUAGGUUUCACAGGCUGUCUGUCAUCAGUCCACUUCAACUCCGUCAGCCCUCUGAAAGCUGCUCUGCUCCAUCCAGACAGCAGCCCUGUCAUCAUCACGGGCCCACUGGCUCAGUCCAGCUGUGGAUCCUCCACUUCAGCCAAUCCCUACGCAGCAGAAACCACACACCACCUAUCAGACCAGUCUGGUUCAGUGGGUACAGGGCAACCUUUAGUCAAUGCCAUCAGGAGUGACUCAGCUCUAAUUGGAGGUGUGAUCGCGGUGGUGAUCUUUGUGACUGUGUCUGCGCUGGCAAUCAUGGCCAGAUUCCUCUACCGAAGGAAAGGGACAUUUCAGAGCCAGGAGGUAAAAGGAGUAAAACGCGAAGACAGCCCAGAGUUGCCGUUCAACAGCCAGGCCAACUCCCAGAACGGUCCAAGCGAGAGCCAAAAGGAAUAUUUCAUUUAGGGUGGAGUGCUGACCCACCGAUGACCUGGCAGUGUUGGAGCUGAGCAAACAGACAGAGAUGCCUUGCCGAGCCUCAAUGCUUUACACACAAACAAACGAGAAAAAAAAAAAGAAAAAAAAACUCCACCCACUGCAGUAGUGGUUCAACCUGACUGGAAAAUGAAAAAAUGAACAAUUCACUUGUGUUUUUUUUUUCUUCUUUUAUUUUCGGUGGUUGUAUUUUUGUAAAGAGUCUAUAUAGCAGCACAGAUGCAACGUGUUGAAUUUAAAAGGUGUUGAUACUGUCAGCUGAACAGUUGUAAAUAUUUGAUCAUGUAAAUGUUAAGACGAUGACUUUAUAACAAUCUCUAUCUUUCUCCGUCGUAUUGAAAUGUUGCAGAUGAUUCGAUUAGCAGUGAGUGAAGAGAAGACAACUUUGUGGCGUCUUGGGUUGAUUUAUAUGCAUUUUCCUAUUAGUAUGAUGACAGUUUGCUGUUUUGGCUAUUAGAGUGUCUGAGCCAGGCUUGUUCUUGUCAUAAACCAUUUGGAGGCCACAGAUGGAUUAACACAGGUAUUUCUUUCUUUGUUUAAGUCUCUUUGCCCCUUUAUAUGACAGCAGAAUAUGUCAUUUCUAGUUUUAUAAAGCUCCUACUGAAGUUCUUUACAUUUUAUUCUAAUUUUAAGACACUGUUUUUUUUUUUCUUUAUGUUACAACUUGAAGCAAAGCUUAGCCUAUUUCUCUUUUCCCUGUGGCUUACCUCCUGCCAGCUCUCAAAACGGCUCUGAGCGGCAAAGCUUUUGAGACAGACACCAGCACCGCGGACUACAAAAUACUCUGGCUGGCUGUCUUCCCCCCCCCCUCAUUCCACACCAAGAUCUUUAAAAUAUCUUUGAGAUGCUAAUCUGAGUUUUUCUGAUGGGCAGAGCGAUAAUCAGAAAUUAAGAUCAUAUUGGAGCACCGGACAAGGAGAUGUGGAUAACAUGAAAACUGGCCAUUCUGACAUGAGUGUUGUACAUUUAACUGUUUGUAUUCAUGUAUAAAAUUCUGUUCAGCCACAGCCGGCAGUGUAAAUAGGCAGAGAAUAAGGUUUACCUGUUUAUCAAACACACCUCGCUGUCUCCUUGCUAGUUUCCUGGAGCACAGAUUUAAAGUGGGGACUUGAAUUUUAAUAGGAGCUUGUUUAAAAAAAAAAACAAACAAACUCAAAAGUACAUUUUUCCACUUGUUUGUUGGUUUUCCUGUGGCCAGAUUUUAUUCUAUUUUUCAGGGAGGAAAUUCUUAAAAAUACCUUGAUAAUUUAUGAAAAACAUUGUCUGCACAUAGUCGAUUCAUAUUGUGCAUCCUGAGCAAUGCAGUUCCCCUGCAUUAGGCAAACAACGUACACUGCACCAAAAAGGCUGUCCAUAUGGUUAUGUUGGAGCCAAACAUGCGUAAAGUGACAUGUUAAACAGUGAAAUGACAUGAAAUGAAUACUAUGAACUGAAAAGAUGCAUAUGCAGUUUUGUACCAUAUUUUCACUGUUAUUUAUGCAUAACAGUGCAGGAAAUAAGGAGCCUGAAUCUUAAAAUUUUCAUGGAGAGGAACACUAAACCCCUGCUUAUGUAAAAAAGGUUGCCAAGUUUUGUUCUUACCCUCGGUGGUGAAAGCAUAAUUCCAGCUAUGGUGAAUGUUAAGCCCAUUUUUCAGCGUGCUCUCUCUCUCACCUGUGAGAUCCCUGCAUUUUUGUCUUUUUCAUUUGUUUUUUAUUUUCAUUGAAACCUGUUACUAGAGGUAUUUCAGAUAUCCUCCCCCACAGUGUAGUACAUCUAAAUUUUGAAACAGGUCUCAGAACAGAUUAGAAUCAUGCACCGAACGUGAAUUGGAGUAGAAAGGACUCCAAUUCACGUUCACAGCAGUAUAGCAGGAUGGUCGGAGCGGCAGCUAUUUUUGUAUGCAUCAUUGCCACUGCAAAGAACUGUGGCCAUUGUACCAGGAUAACUUCUGUAUAAUCCAACUUGCAGCAAGUGGCUGACUCACUGAGGUGAGGUUUCGCAGCAGUGAUCAAAUGAGCAGUGGAGUGUGGAGCAUGGAGAGGCUCCUCGUGCUGCUGGAGCUAGACCUCCUGGUGGUAACUAUUAACGCUGAUCACUGCUUUUAGCAAGCAGCCACAGCACAGCACACCUUCUCAGCUCUCAGGCUAGGGUGACACGCCGACUUGCGUUGUCACUGUUUGCGUUGAUGAUGUUAAAAAAAUGAGACAGAACAUCCUGCAUGCAUGCUGGGAGGAUAUAAUGCUUUAUUGGAGGGUGUUCCACCACUGAACAUCCAAUAACUACUGUAUUAUACAACCCAUAACAGUAGCCACAGCAACUAACCACAACCACCAUUUCAUCCUGUACCAGCCAAAUGAUCAUUGCAAACAGUUCAGUGAGCAUUAUACUCUAUUCAAAUUCUGUGAAGUCACAAUUUUUAUUAUCAAUAGGUCCAAGUGAUUUGCAUCUACAUGUUGAAGAAUAAAACUUUAUUACUUAACACUUAACAUAACCUUCCUGCUGGCUGUAGUGAUGAGAAACUCACCAUUCUGCUGCAGGUGUAAACCCA
This is a messenger RNA of Myripristis murdjan (pinecone soldierfish), 6532 nucleotides long. RefSeq names its product contactin-associated protein-like 4. NCBI's taxonomy places the organism in Eukaryota, Metazoa, Chordata, Actinopteri, Holocentriformes, Holocentridae. The transcript has 24 exons. Bases 28 to 3972 code for a protein of 1314 amino acids. The record is from RefSeq and is a predicted model, not a curated record.